This is a messenger RNA of Elgaria multicarinata webbii, 2487 nucleotides long. It is a transcript of the gene NECAP2, whose product is annotated as NECAP endocytosis associated 2. Gene Ontology annotation, cellular component: membrane; clathrin vesicle coat. The transcript is spliced from 8 exons. NCBI's taxonomy places the organism in Eukaryota, Metazoa, Chordata, Lepidosauria, Squamata, Anguidae. The coding region runs from base 344 to 1141 and encodes 265 amino acids. Gene Ontology annotation, biological process: endocytosis. The record is from RefSeq and is a predicted model, not a curated record.
CUUCGCUCUCCGCUCUAGCCUGAGCGGGAGGGGAGGCGGUGCUUUUGUAAGUACGACACUUCCGGUUGAAAAUUGGUAGGUAGCAGAUGGCGGAGACGUUUUUCGACCUGGGCUGGAGGCGCUUUUGCUCAAGGAGAAGGGGCGGGCUCCGCUUCGUGUUUCGCCUUCUGCCCCCGUGCCUCCCUCUACACGGCGGCCCCCAACGCGGAUGCCCAAAGCCCCUCUUCCUUAACUCUUUGGACUUCAGGCGGAAGCAGGAACAGUCGGGAAGGGCGGCCGGCGCGCACGCGCAGCCGCGCAAGGCAGCUGGAGACCCGUAUUUCCGGGUUCUCCGGUUGCCAAGAUGGCGGAGAGCGAGGCGUACGAGUCGGUGCUGUGCGUGAAGCCGGAGGUCCACGUCUACCGCGUGCCGCCGCGCGCCUCCAACCGGGGCUACAGGGCUGCAGAAUGGCAGCUGGACCAGCCGGCCUGGAGUGGCCGGAUGCGCAUCACGGCCAAAGGGAACGUGGCUUACAUCAAGCUGGAGGACAAGAAUUCAGGAGAACUCUUUGCCCAGGCACCCGUGGACCAGUUUCCCAGCAUUGCUGUGGAGGGCGUGACAGACUCCAGCCGCUACUUUGUCAUUCGGAUCGAGGACGGGAACGGGCGCCGGGCGUUCAUUGGCGUCGGCUUUGUGGACCGAGGCGACGCCUUUGACUUCAAUGUGGCGCUGCAGGACCACUUCAAGUGGGUCAAGCAGCAGAGUGAGCUGGCCAAGCAGGCCCAGAACCCAGACCAGGGCCCCAAACUGGACUUGGGCUUCAAGGAGGGGCAAACCAUCAAGCUCAACAUCGCGAACGUGAAGAAGAAGGACGGCUCCUCUGGGAGCAGGCUGCGAGCAGCAAGCUCAGGGGGGCCCAGCCUCAUCCCGCCCCCUCCAGGAGGCAAGGCGUCCUUCGGCCCUCUGCCCGGGGAGCAGCUUCUGUCGUGCCCUGCAGAGUCCGUGGCAAAUCUCGGCCAAGCAGAUGCCUCCGGAUCAUGGCCGCCUCAGCCCCCAAGCUCCACCACAGAAGCUGCUGCUGACAUCUGGGGAGACUUCACUAAAGCUUCUGGGUCUGUCUCUGGCCAGAGUCAGCAGAGCUCCGGCUGGGUCCAGUUCUAAGCCGGCGGGGGCCUCUCGUGCUUCUCUUGCCGGAUGGCCAAGGAGGGAUCCUCUGCCGUUUUCGUUGUGGACCAAAGAAGCCUGGGUCAAGGAAGGCGCUCUCGGCAUGCUUUGAGAGAUCCCUGCUCAGGACACGUUCACUUUGGGCAUGUGGGGGAAGGGAAGUGGGGGGGGGCUACGCAAGUCUUCCCUCCCCCCUCCAAAGAAGUGUACGCUUGGGGGGAUUCCAUACACUGCCCAGAAGAGGGGGCUUCUUUCUGCACUCAAAUUGGAGCUGGUGACAUUGGAUGCCUGGAGGGGGGAGAGCAGCGGCCACCAGCCUUGGUUGCAGAGAUGACCCUGGCAAAGCUGUUGCAUCUCAAAGGAAGGUUCUCGCCUUCCGUCUGGACUGCUGCCCCCCUCCCCCCACCUCUCCCCUCCCUGUCCCGUGGAAGAGAAGGGGCAGAAUUCCUGUUGCAGGAGAGGGGUUGUGGUAGAUUUCCUGCGUGUGUGUGGUGUGUGAUCUCUGGAAUGCACUGUACAGCCAGGGUGUGUGUGUGCGUGCGCGGGAGAGACACAGCUCAGAGGAGUGUCAUGGGAUAGCUGAUGAUCCCGAUGAGUGGGAUCCAUCUGGACCCAAGCAGCUGCAGCUGCAGCCCCUGGCAGGAACAGAUUGGGGGGGGGGGGCUCUUUCCGUGACCAAUGGCACGCGCGCACACACACCACUCUCCUCGGCUGGGUUAUGGCUGCGAAUGUAAACCAGGCUUAAACCUGUGGGGCAUUCCUUCCUGAAGUGCCACGUGCGGAAUGUCUUCCUGCUGGGAGCGAGAGCAGCUGGGCCUUCGACGGUCAGGCAGUAGAGCUGGCUGCCGAGAGCCCUCGUGGGCUGCCUGGGCGGUGGCUGCCUUCCACCUCGUCCCCCCAGGAUGGCUGCCUUGUGCUGCUCGGUGUUGUGAAGUGCCUCUUCCUCCCUCUCUCCCUCCUCCUCCCACAGAGCAGUCAGUAGCCGGAUCUCUCAGGCAGACGUCUCUUGGGUGUGAAACUCCUCCCAUUCCUUAUGUUGUGUCAUUAAACAAACAAUAAUCCUAUUUUUGAAGAGAAUCCUGGGUUUUUCUCUUCAUUUUGCAGGAAUUUGGCCUGUGGCGCUUCAGAUGUCGUGAAGGACAAAAGCGUCUUCUGGGCCUCAUUGAGGAACUGGACUUGAACUCUCUUUUGAAAUACAGCUCUUAGACGGAGCACCCACCCACCCUUAACUAUUUAUGCCUAGGUAAAGGCCUUAAAACAAAGUGUUUUACUAUUAUGCAACUUUGUGACGUUUUUGCCUUUUGUAUUUUUGAGGUGGUUUAUGAGUAAAAUAUAUACUUGUA